Ictalurus punctatus (channel catfish) is the source of this 3178-nucleotide messenger RNA. RefSeq names its product peripherin 2a (retinal degeneration, slow) (gene prph2a). Gene Ontology annotation, biological process: visual perception. The transcript is spliced from 3 exons. The record is from RefSeq and is a predicted model, not a curated record. Gene Ontology annotation, cellular component: membrane. Bases 292 to 1329 code for a protein of 345 amino acids. NCBI's taxonomy places the organism in Eukaryota, Metazoa, Chordata, Actinopteri, Siluriformes, Ictaluridae.
CAGACAGCAAUAUUUAUCAAAAGUACUUUGUUUUAGUUUAGGAAGGAAUCAACUUAUAGUGUAAAAAGGAAAAGACUUGAGAUCAGCUUUAUGCCAGCUGAAAUCUGACAUGGAAAAAACUGGAGUGGAUUACAAAUUGCUGUUUGAAGAUUUACAUCAAAGGCAGACCAAACUUUGCUUGAGACAAUAAUUUGGAUCUAAAUACCGUUGUUGGACAUCACCUACCAGUGAAAAAUACAAGUGGAAAAAACAGUAGAUAUUUUCUAUUUUGAAAGAUACUAGCACCAAAAGAUGGCUCUUUGGAAAGUGAAGUUUGACUUGAAAAAACGGGUAAAACUGGCCCAGAUGCUAUGGCUCAUGUAUUGGGUGUCUAUCAUGGCUGGAGUGCUUGUCUUCAGCAUGGGCCUUUUCUUCAAAAUUGAACUGAGGAAGCGAAGUGAGCUUAUGGACAACAAGGAAAGCCACUUUGUGCCCAACCUGGUAAUUAUUGUGGGACUGUUAGCCUGCGGCAUCAGUGCCUUUGGAGGCAAGAUCUGCUAUGACUCAUUGGAUUCUUCUAAGUUUACGAAGUGGAAGACAAUUAUAAAGCCAUUCCUUAUCUUCUGUUUGCUCUUCAAUGCUAUCCUCAUCUUCACAGCACUUUUGUGCUUUGCCAUGCGUAUCCCUCUACAGUUUACCCUGGCAGAAGGCCUGAAGAAUGGCAUGAAAUACUACAAGGACACAGAUGUACCUGGUCACUGCUACAUGAAGAGAACGCUAGACCUAAUGCAGAUGGAGUUUCGUUGUUGUGGAAACAACAACUACAAAGACUGGUUUGAGAUCCAGUGGAUUAGCAAUCGCUACUUGGACUUCAGCUCUAAAGAAGUCAAAGACCGAAUUAGCAGCAAUGUUGACGGGCAAUAUUUGUUGGACGGAGUCCCUUUCAGCUGCUGUAAUCCCAGCUCCCCAAGGCCCUGCAUUCACUACCAAGUCACCAACAACUCUGCUCACUACAGUUAUGACCACCAUAGUGAAGAACUGAACAUCUGGACAAGUGGCUGCAGGGAAGCUCUAGUUUUCUACUAUGGUGGACUGAUGAACACUAUUGGUGUGCUGGUGUUAUUGGUUACUAUUCUUGAGGUUGCUGUGAUGGUGGGACUACAGUAUGUGAACACGUCUCUAUCCACACUGGUCAACCCAGAAGACCCUGAGAGUGAAAGUGAGGGGUGGGUCCUGGAGAAAACAGUCAAGGAAACCUUCACAGACAUCAUAGCCAAAAUGAAGGCAAUGGGGAAAGGCAAUCAGGUGGAAGAGGGGGUGGAAGUGCAGGCAGUUUCCACAGUGAGCUGAAUAUGCUAUGCUGAUUGAACAUUGACUACUCCAUUCCUACCAAAGUAGGAAUGCCUAUCUGACAUUAUACAGCAUGAAGAUCAAGUCAGCUGCAUUCUAUAUGGUUUAAUAUAAUCAUUUGAAGAUAAAGCUACAUAAUGAAACUUACGAAAGUAAUGUGAACCCAAAUCCAAAUGGAAAUGUAUUUUUACAGUACCUGAAACCAAUUUUUAAAAAAAUGUUGUGCUUCUUUUUCAUGCUAUAUAUUUUCCAGACAUCAUUUAUUAGUCUAUAAUCCAUUACAAACGUACCCAGUCAUCUUGGUGUUUCUGUGUAUGGUUUGUGGACAGCUGGUUUUACACACAAAGCACUUUUUAAAAACAAAUACUAUAACCCAACUAAGUUUCCAAUAUAUAUGGUUACUCUGUCUCUCCAUUUAAACUGAUAAGACUAAACUGGUGUGUGCGAUGUUGUGGAUUACUAUGUCUAACAGUGUAUUAAGAUUUGUUCUCAAUGGUGUAGGAAUUCCUGACCUGUAGAUUGGAUUGUAGUGUGUAUGGAGAAAAAAAAAAUUACAUACAGUACUGUGCAAAUGUUUUAGGCACCCUAUUUUUUUUAGUACAAACUUUGGAAUUUUUUUAUUUUAUGACUUCUACAUUAUCAUGUUAGUACAAAAAACAUUUUAGAUUCCAAAACAUUACUUUUCUAGCACAAAAUUAAAUGUUACAGAAAAAUGUUUGAAUGUCAUUAAUGAAAGCAGAAUAUUAAGUGGUAAGAUAACACUUUUCAGACGAAAAACACAGUGAAGGCUGCUGGGUUUUCCUGCAAAAAUACGAAGCAAGUGUCAAAGUCAAAGUCUCCAGAAGAACCGUGGCUGGUUCUGCAAGAUGCUCAAUAAACCUUACAGCUCAUUUCCUUAUAAAUCUGCACAAAUUGUACAAGAGACUACUAUUUUUAUUUUAUUUUUUUCACACCAAAUAUUGACUUUGUGUCAUUUACUACUGUUUACUGCUCUUUACGUAAUUUUCUUUUAUGUAGAAACAUUUAAUUUCAUUAUUUUGAAUACAUCUUUGCUCUAUAGCAUUUCUUUGCACGUGCCUAAAACUUUUGCACAGUGCUGUACAUUAAACUUUAACGUGUGUCUUUUAUACAAAAGAAGGCACAUUACAAAUAAUCCAAAUCCUGUGCUGGUCAGAGUAAUGUGUGUUGUAGUGCAUGAGUAAAGCAUUACAAGAAACUAGCUACACACAUCAUUCCUUGCCUCCACUUUCUCUAGUGAGCAAUACUGGUUUAACAUGCAGAAUAAACAUGCGUCAUUUGCUUAAAAAUACAACUCAGUGAGCAACCAUACAUACAAAUCGAGUAACAUAGCAACUACAAGUCUAUCUGAUAUCUUUUAAAUAUAUAUUUAAAUGAGAGUGUACCUACUGUAGAUCCUUAUCAGCUUCCAUCACUUUGCUGGUUUAACUGGUACAACACUUCUGUAGUGCUAACAGUGAAGUAAAAUAUAGAAAAAAAUGUUCAAAUAGUUAUAGAUAUUGACUUUUUUGACACAUAGAUACAAGAAAUAUAAAUUUUAUCAUUCUCAAAAUACCCUUACUGCAACAGAUCUUUGACCUGAGACCUCUGAACUUUGUAUGGUUCACCUGGUUUGUGUCCCCAUCCUUUAAAAAUGAAAUGUUUUCAUACUUUUCUGUGAGCAGUCACAAAAGACUCAAACAUAAAGGUACUCAUAUCUUUGUAAACAGUGUAGAGUUCUAGGUUUCUUUACUUUUCUAAGUGUACAAGUGAUUAAAUGUGAACAAAUCUUAAUUAAAAUAUGUGGUAGUGUUUAUGUAUAUUACAUGUUGCUGUAAAUAAAAUGUAUCAG